UCCGUCGUCGACCCCGACAUGGAGGCACUGUUUGAGCAGUUCCUGGGCAAAGAGGACACUUUCACCAUAGCCGAGAGGCCGGAGGUGGAGGAGCUGUUACCACAGCCCUACCACUACCGGGUGCGCGACACCGACCAGAAGGUGCUGUGCCUGGAGCAUGGGCGCCUGGUGGCCGUCAACCUGCAGGGCGCCAACGCCGCCCAGGAAGAGCACAUCAGCGUGGUGCCCAACCGGCACCUGGAGCGCAAACGCUGUCCCCUCAUCGUGGGCAUCCGUGGGGGCACCCAGGCACUCUCUUGCGGCAUCGGACCCGAGCCCCAACUGCAGCUGGAGGACGUGGGGGUGCUGGAGCUGUUCACCCGGGGCGCCGAGGCCAACCGCUUCACCUUCUACCAGACCUUCAAGGGGAGCCUCUCGCGUGAGUAUGUGCCUGCGGAUGGGAACCUCUCGCACGAGCGCCUGCCCGCGGAGGAGAGCACCUUGCCCAAGUGCCUACCCACAGAUGGGAGCCUCUCGCACAAAUGCGUGCCCACGGAGGAGAACAUCUUGCAUAAAUGUGUGCCCGCGGAUGGGAGCAUCUCGCACGACUACGUGUCUGCAGAUGGGAGCAUCUUGCACGACUUUGCGCCCAUGGAUGGGAGCAUCUCACACGACUACGUGUCUGCAGAUGGGAGCAUCUCGCAUGACUACGUGUCCACAGAUGGGAGCAUCUCGCACAGAUAUGUGCCCGCGGAUGGGAGCAUCUCGCACGAAUAUUUGUCCACGGAUGGGAGCAUCUCACAUGACUCUGUGUCCAGGGAUGGGAGCGUCUCGCGCGACGACGUGUCCAGGGAUGGGAGCGUCUCGCGCAAGCAUCGGGACCACGAAUCUGGAGAGGAGGACGAGGACGAAGAGGAGGACGACGGUUCGUCCUCCCGGGAGGAGGACGCUGAGGAAGAGGAAGACUUGGAGGAGGAAGAGCGCCACUUCUACACCAACCCCCUCUUCCAGGGCCUGGCGCUGGCGCCACUUCUACACCAACCCCCUCUUCCAGGGCCUGGCGCUGGCGGGCUCGCCCAGCGGGCAGGUGUCCCAUCACCCAUGGGCACGUGUCCAUCUACUACUGCUAUGGAUUGCCACCUCACCCUCCCCAUCACUGAUGGGCAUGUGUCCGUGGCCUACAGGCACGGGUCCAUCAUCACCCAUGGGCGUGCCUCCCCCAUCAACCACGGGGGCAUGUUCCCCAUCACCCAUGGGCACAGGUCCAUCUGCAGGCACAUGUCCCCUGUCACCAACAGGCAUGCAUCUCCCCAUCAUCCCAUGGGCAUGUGUCCCCCAUCACCCCAUGGGCACAGGUCCAUCAUCUACAGACACAAGUCCUCUGCUGGUGUGCAUGCAUCUCCCCAUCACCCGCGGGCAUCAUCCAUCAUCUACGGGCACCGACAUGACGCUGCAGCCUUCCGCCCCGCUCCAUCACCCCCCUCGCCGGGGUGA
This is a messenger RNA of Struthio camelus australis, 1473 nucleotides long. NCBI's taxonomy places the organism in Eukaryota, Metazoa, Chordata, Aves, Struthioniformes, Struthionidae. The record is from RefSeq and is a predicted model, not a curated record.